AUGCUACUUCUUAGGAAGAAACACAAACCUUCUUUCAAGUGUUCUUCCUCUUUUCUCAAAUCUAACUUAUCUAUUGCUCCUUCACAAAAACAAAAGAAAAAUGGCCUCAGAAAAUUCAAACUUUUUUGAGAAAACUAAACACCACAUUGCUAUGAUAUGUUUACAAUUUGGCUAUGCUGGUAUGAAUAUUAUCACUAAAGUUUCACUCAACCAAGGCAUGAGUCACUAUGUCCUUGUUGUCUAUCGCCACGCUUUUGCAACUGCUUCAAUAGUUCCAUUUGCAUUUAUACUUGAAAGGAAAGGUCAGCCAAAGAUAACAUUCAGAAUCUUCAUGAUACUUUUUAUCCUAGCUCUACUUGGGCCAGUGGUUGAUCAAAAUUUCUAUUAUGCUGGAUUGAAGCUCACAUCCCCAACCUUCGCAUGUGCAAUGAGUAACGUGCUUCCAGCCAUGACUUUUGUGAUGGCAGUUUUAUGCAGGAUGGAGAAGUUAAACAUAAAGAAGUUGAGUUGUCAAGCAAAGGUAUUUGGAACACUAUUGACAGUGGCAGGUGCAAUGUCGAUGACAUUAUACAAAGGUCCUAUAAUGGAGUUGCUAUGGGCCAGACAUAGACAUCCUCAAAAUGAAACACAAACAACAACCACCACAGGAUCCUCUGAAAGAGAUUGGAUUCUAGGAUGCACUUUCCUUAUCAUUGCCACAUUUGCUUGGGCUUGUCUCUUUGUUUUGCAAACAAAAGCUCUAGAGACGUACAAGGAUCAUCAGUUCAGCCUUACUACACUUAUGUGUUUCAUUGGAACUAUUCAAGCUGCUGCUGUUACUUUUGUGGCUGAGCAUGAUCCUUCUGUUUGGAGGAUUGGUUGGGAUAUGAGUUUACUUGCUGCUGCCUAUGCUGGGAUUGUGACCUCAAGCCUAACAUACUAUGUGCAAGGGCUGGUGAUUAGGAAGAAAGGACCUGUCUUUGCAACUGCCUUUAGUCCACUUAUGAUGAUCAUAGUUGCCAUCAUGGGCUCCUUUAUCCUUGCAGAACAAAUUUAUCUUGGAGGUGUGAUUGGUGCCAUCUUGAUUGUUAUAGGCUUAUACUCUGUUCUAUGGGGAAAGCACAAGGAACAAAAUGAGAAAAAAGUUGAAGAUGAUAUUCCUUUGCCUAUAAAAGGUGCUCAAAUGAGUGGAAAUUUAGGGGCAGUGAUUGAUGACACAGAUCAAGUAAAAUAUGGUCAAAUUGGAGAUACUAACAACAUGCUUUCAUCAGUUGCAAUAAGCAUGCCUACUAGAGACUCUACUAAUAAUGUUAACCAACAAACAAAUGCUUGAAAAAUAUGGAAUAUGUCAUUUACUUCAUCACCCCCCCAUUUUGUCCCUUUUUAACAAAUUUUCCUCACCCCCGCCCCCUUUUUAUUUGAGCAAAUAUAUAUAAUUUUGUAACAAGUUCCAACUAAUCCAUGUAGAAAAGGGAAUCAUAAAGUUUUUCUAUCUUUA
Molecule: messenger RNA, 1477 nt
Organism: Cicer arietinum (chickpea)
Lineage: Eukaryota; Viridiplantae; Streptophyta; Magnoliopsida; Fabales; Fabaceae
Product: WAT1-related protein At5g07050-like
Cellular component (GO): membrane
Molecular function (GO): transmembrane transporter activity
Source: RefSeq, a predicted model, not a curated record